AUGCCCGUUGGAAUCAAAACCCCGUCAAAUCAAAUCAAGCUCACCAACCUCGCCUUGGUGCGCAUGAGAAAAGGCAAGAAACGCUUCGAGGUCCCUUGCUACAAGAACAAGAUACUCGACUACCGGAACAAGAUUGAGACAGAGCUCGAUAACGUGCUGCAAGUCUCAGAGGUCUACCUCAAUGUCAGCAGGGGCCAGGCGGCAUCGGAUGCCGAUCUCGAGAAAGCCUUCCCGGGAAAGACCCGGAAACAGGUUGUCGAGCAUAUAUUGGAGAAAGGGGACUUUCAGGUCGGAGAGAAGGAGCGUGGUGCUGAGCUGGACCGAAUCAAGAAUGAGGUCAUCGACAUCGUGGCCUCCAGACUCGUCGAUCCGAAAUCCAAGCGCGUCUACACGACAGGCAUGAUAGAAAAGGCUCUUGAUCAACUCAGCACGCAGUCGAGGAACGCAGGAACCGAGAAACAAGAUGGGGAAGGCGCCCAAAGCGGAGAGCAGAACGGAAAAGCAAAAGAGGUGCCAAAAUGGUCUGGUGUGGCCACCGGCAAGCCCGCUAAAGCGCAGGCGCUCAACGCUGUCAAGGCGCUGGUCGCGCAUCAGCCAAUCCCAGUGGCCAGGGUGCAGAUGAAACUAAGAAUUACCUGUCCUACAUCGGUCCUGAAGCAGGCUGUCAAAUCCGUCCCCAAGGCUCACCCGUCGAAAGAGGCAGACAGAGGAGAAGAGAAGGCGCACGGCACCGUCAAGGACGCCAUUCUUAGCCUCAUAGACAAGAUCGAGAGCCAGGAUGUGAUGGGUAGCGAAUGGGAGGCCGUCGGACUGGUUGAGCCUGGAGACUUCAAGACACUGAAUUCCCUGAUCGAAAGCCACACCAAAGGCCGCGGGAACGUACAAGUGUUGGACAUGGCUGUUGGGGUGGACGUCUGA
Molecule: messenger RNA, 918 nt
Organism: Trematosphaeria pertusa
Lineage: Eukaryota; Fungi; Ascomycota; Dothideomycetes; Pleosporales; Trematosphaeriaceae
Product: Shwachman-Bodian-diamond syndrome protein
Exons: 2
Coding region: 1-918 (305 amino acids)
Biological process (GO): ribosome biogenesis
Source: RefSeq, a predicted model, not a curated record